Trypanosoma conorhini is the source of this 482-nucleotide messenger RNA. RefSeq lists its product as uncharacterized. The transcript has a single exon. The record is from RefSeq and is a predicted model, not a curated record. The annotation marks the transcript as partial. Lineage: Eukaryota; Euglenozoa; Kinetoplastea; Trypanosomatida; Trypanosomatidae.
AUGCCGGGUGGGCCCUGCGUGCAUUCCCUUCCACGCAGCGGCCUCCUCCUGCCUCCCUACGCUUCCUCCCAACCGCACUGCUCCGCUCUCUGCGGGGGAGCUCAUUUACGUGUUCCCUGCCUUUCCGCGUCCCUCUCCCCCCCACCCCUCCUGCUGUCCCCCACGCGCGAGGCGCCGCGCCGCAUCUCCCGCGUUCACCCGCGUCGCCCGCUCUCCUGCACUACGACGCCGCUGCUGGGCAACGCGGGGGUCGCUGACUUUGGGCCCGGCGCACCCCUCCCAUCACCCUUACUGCCGCAGAGCAACGGCGGCCUCCGCGGCGUCGCGAGACCGGCCCUGCACAUCGCCGAAGUCCUUCAAAAACAGCAUCGGGCACAACUGCAUGAUGAACAACGAAAGCAGGAAGCCACACGCCACCGCGGCGACGCCCACACCCACCCCGGCACUGUUCGAGACAACGUUGCUCAAAACCACCCGGGUUU